Messenger RNA from [Torrubiella] hemipterigena, 1446 nucleotides. The record is from the annotation of a GenBank genome assembly. NCBI's taxonomy places the organism in Eukaryota, Fungi, Ascomycota, Sordariomycetes, Hypocreales, Clavicipitaceae.
AUGGGAUGCCGAUGCCCUUCGACUAACUUCCACCUUGCGUGCAACCUUUCUCUCUUGUCAUCAUCACCCAUUCCCCCAACCACCGUCACUUUGGAGGAUACUUUGGAUAAAAUAUCAGCUAUACAGACUAUGCGUAUCACUAUUAGCAUUUACAAUCCCCAAGGGGAUGACCAAGACAACCUCUUGACCUUAGAGAUCUUUCCCGACAUGACCUUAGCUACCCUUCGCGAAUCAAUCGAGGCUGAGACACGAAUCCCGGUGGCUUCGCAGCACAUCUACCAUAAUGGUAAACUUACAUCGGACGACUCAAAAACUAUGGAAGGCUUGGAGAUCAAAGAUGGAGAUAUGCUAGCUAUGCACGUCCGAGGAGCGACAAACACGCAAGCGGCGGCGACCCAGCGUGCGAACCAGCCGCCGCCACAGCAGCAUCAGCAGCCAGCCGCACAACGAGCUGCUGGAGCAAACGAUCCAGAGCUAGUUCGUCUCCAGAUUCUUGGUGACCCCAAUUUCAGACAGCAGCUACAGCAACAGCAACCAGAACUUGCCGCCGCACUGAACGACCCUGCUCGGUUUGCGGAGCUGCUGCGGAACAACCAGGAGCGUGAACAGCGGGAGCGGGCGGAGAGACAACGCGAGAUAGCACGACUAAACGAUGACCCUUUCAAUGUUGAGAAUCAACAACGCAUCGAAGAGAUGAUUCGACAAGAGCGAGUCAUGGAGAACCUACAGAACGCCAUGGAACACAACCCCGAAGUGUUUGGUCGGGUUCAUAUGCUGUAUGUCAAUGUCGAAGUCAAUGGCCACAAAGUUAAGGCAUUUGUCGAUUCCGGAGCCCAAGCUACCAUUAUGUCACCUGCAUGCGCAGAGAACUGUGGUGUCAUGAGACUUGUCGAUACACGGUUUGCCGGUGUAGCUCGAGGUGUUGGAACGGCGAAGAUUAUCGGCCGCGUUCAUUCUGCACAGAUCAAGAUUGGCACCCAGCAUUUGCCGUGCAGCUUUACAGUCAUGGAAGGGAAGGGCAUUGAUCUGCUCCUCGGACUUGACAUGUUGAAGCGCUACCAAGCUUGUAUUGAUUUAUCUCGCGACAUGCUCGUCAUUCAAGGACAGGAAAUCCCAUUUCUCGGUGAAGCAGAAAUUCCAAAAGAAGAGGAGCCAAACCAAGACGAGCCCACGAUUCCUGGGCCAGCUGGCACCGCAAUCGGGCAGCAUUCUGGUGCUGUUCAAGCGCCAUCAUCAGCGCCAACGCAGGCUCCUGCCCAACCAUCACAGUCAACACCUGUUCCAGCAGCUCAGUCGGCCACACAGCCUGCAAGCACAGCCAGCAGCCUCUCGCCCGAACAUAUCGAUACUUUGGUAGGGAUGGGUGCAACACGAGAACAAGCCAUUCAGGCCCUUCAAGCCGCUGACAAUAAUGUCGAUGUGGCAGCAGGCUUGAUUUUCUUUUGA